AUGGCGGCCCCUGGUAAUUCUGCGCCCUGGCAAGCUCUCGUCAAAGAGAAACAAGAGAGGCAAAAGGCGACCAUACCCCCUAAAUGGCUCAUCGAGCUGCCUGAUACAAGGACCCUUGACGUGACAUCUAUUCCAGAAACUUGUGGCUUAUUGAGCGCAAGGGAACUAGAGAUAACCAGGUCGAAUGUCGAGGUAUUGUUGCCCAGGUUGGCCAGUGGAUCGUGGAGCGCGGUGGAAGUGACCACGGCUUUCUACAAGAGAGCUAUAAUCGCGCACCAGCUGACCAACUGUCUGACAGAGAUAUUCGUCGAUAAAGCUUUGGCUCGAGCGGCUGCGUUAGAUGAACACCUUAAGACGACGGGGAAAGUUGUUGGACCACUUCACGGUCUCCCCGUUUCCUUGAAGGAUCAAAUAAAUAUUGAGGGUAUCGAAGCGUCCAUGGGUUACGUCUCCUGGCUCGGAAAAUAUGCGACCAAGAACUCGGUUCUAGUCGAUGUACUGCUCGAGCUCGGCGCGGUCCCAUUCGUCAAGACGAAUAUACCUCAGACACUGAUGUGGCCGGAGACCUUCAACCACAUAUUUGGUAGAACUUCUAACCCCCAUAACCGCUCCUUAACCAGCGGGGGAUCGUCAGGGGGAGAAGGAGCACUCAUUGCUUUGAGGGGCAGCCCACUAGGCGUCGGUUCAGAUAUUGGAGGUUCCGUACGAAUUCCUUCUGCGUUUUGUGGCGUCUACGGUUUACGGCCGUCAUAUAAUCGCAUCCCAUAUGGCGGAUGUGUCAACUCGAUGGAGGGGCAGGACUCUGUUCUUUCCGUUCUUGGUCCUAUAUCCAACAGCGUCGUCGGCCUUAAAGCCUUCACACAGUCAGUGAUCGAGGCCCAACCGUGGCUUAAGGAUCCUCUCGCCCUUCGAAAGCGAUGGAGCCCCGAAGAGUAUGAUCUCAUUGAACAUAACAACGGAAAGAAUCUAUGUUUCGCGAUCCUCUGGAAUGACAGGCUCACCGUGCCGCACCCACCCAUAAUCCGUGGGCUCGAAACGACAAAGAAGGCACUUAUCGCUGCGGGCCACACAGUGAUCGACUGGGUGCCUCACAAACACGGCGAAAUCUACGAAACACUCAGGGCUGUCUGGGCAGCUGGUGCAGCCGAAGAUUAUGCUGUUACGACGUCCCCUACGGGCGAGCCUGUUAUAAGCACCAUGAGCCCUGAUCCGGAUGUUGCUGGGACGGAGGCGUCCUUCCGUCCGGGUAAGGCUGGGAUAUCUGCCUAUCAGCUUUGGCAGACGCAGAAGCGCAAGAGGGAGCUUCGAGAAGAAUACCUGGCUCACUGGCAGCAAACUGCUGGAACGACCGGCACAGGACGACCCGUCGAUGCCAUCAUCUCCCCUGCAGCUGCCUACGCCGCACCACCUCAUGGAAAAAAUAAAAACGCCGAUUACACCAUGAUAUGGAACUUGCUUGAUUAUACCACGAUGGUGAUCCCAAUCUCCAAAGUCGACCCAACAUUUGAUGUCAAGAAACCGGCGCACGAAUUUUUGAGCGAUAGAGAUCAGAUUAACUAUGACCUAUAUGAUCCUGUAGUAUUCGCCAAUGCUCCAAUAUCCAUUCAGGUCGUCGGACGCACCCUCGAAGAAGAGGCAGUACUUGCGUUGGGCAAGAUCGUCGACGAUGCAGUAAAGGCAUUGAGUACAAAGGCAACCGGCAAGAUGUGA
Molecule: messenger RNA, 1710 nt
Organism: Pleurotus ostreatus (oyster mushroom)
Lineage: Eukaryota; Fungi; Basidiomycota; Agaricomycetes; Agaricales; Pleurotaceae
Exons: 11
Coding region: 1-1710 (569 amino acids)
Source: RefSeq, a predicted model, not a curated record